Spinacia oleracea (spinach) is the source of this 1782-nucleotide messenger RNA. RefSeq lists its product as uncharacterized. NCBI's taxonomy places the organism in Eukaryota, Viridiplantae, Streptophyta, Magnoliopsida, Caryophyllales, Amaranthaceae. Bases 1 to 1782 code for a protein of 593 amino acids. The transcript is spliced from 2 exons. The record is from RefSeq and is a predicted model, not a curated record.
AUGAAGCCGAGUAUGAAUUAUCUGACACUGGAUCCUCCAUUCUACCCCUCCACUCGAGGAAAAACUCAGAUGACACCCAACAGAGUAAGCACGCGUCCUCGUAUGGUCUCAAGCCGCCGUGAACCCACCUAUCAUAUCCAACAUGGAUUGAAUAGUUUGACGUUGAGGCAUAUGAGUACUCCCUUCUGCGAGGCCAUAAUGAACGCCCCAGAAGAACCUAAAGUCGAAACUCCUAUUAUUGAAGCUUAUGACGGUACUACAGACCCAGACAUGCACCUAGUUGCGUAUCGCCACCACAUGUAUGUUCCAGGAACCAAUGAAGCCACAUGGUGCAAGUACUUUCCAGCUACCCUCAAAGGAGUAGCGUCCAAAUGGUUUGCACGACUCCUCCAGGAUCAAUUGCCUCCUUCAACAAGCUACAGGCCCUGUUUUCCACCAGGACAAAUCCCAGAUCUGCACGAUGGCAUCUCCUUCGACAAUUUUUUCAGAGGCCUAAAGAAGGGAUCAUUCAAGUUUGAUUUAGUUAAGAAGAGUGUGCGAACGAUGACAGAAGUUCUGGAUGAAGCCGAGGCCUUCAUUCAUGCCAUAGAAAUAUGCAGUGUGUCCAAAGAUGGGAAGGCCGGAGAGGCGACGGACUCAUCCGGAAAGAAGGAGAAGAGUGAUAGGAAGGUCUCACGAGUUAAUGGCACUUGGGCUCUCUCGAAAGAGCAUGAUACCAAUUCUCCCGGGCAAAAGAGAGGGCGGCCGCAGGAGAGAGAAUAUUUUGAAUACAGUACAGACCUUGUCACCAUCCUAGUGGACGUGGGGACCAGGUUCGACAUUGAAUGGCCCUUUCCAAUGAAGUCUCCUGCUGAGAAUCGAGAUCCUAUGAUGUAUUGCCAGUUCCACGAAGAUAUAGGUCAUGAUACCAAAGAUUGUAGAAGUCUGAAGAGGUCUUUGGAUGGCCUAGAUUCCAAGGGGCACCUGAAGAACUACCUCCAAAGAAGCACUCACGGCACGGGAAAAAUCCAGUAUAAGAAGAACAAGUCACCUGUCUCAGCUGCAGAUGGAAAUCACAACGAAGGGGGAUUCGUAGCCGUCAUAUCAGGAGGACCAGCUGCUGGAGGACCCACCAUGAGGGGACAGAAAGAUUAUGCCCGCCGGCUAGGUCAAGUGAUGUUGUCAGGGAAGUCACCAACGGAUCCAUUCCCUCGGAUAGAAAUAUGCGAAUCAGAUGGAGGACGCGUCGCCACCCCACAUGACGAUCCUCUCGUUGUCGAAAUCAAGAUCUCUAACAUGAGGGUUAAGCGCAUAUUGAUAGAUACAGGAAGUUCAUCUGAUAUAAUGAGCAUGGAUUGUCUAAGUCGUCUAGCACAUGACCCUAAGACAAUUGAAAGCAUCCACUACCCUAUCAUUGGUUUCGGAGGAAGCAUCAUACACCCUGGGGGCGUCAUCAUCUUGCCGGUUCGGAUAGGAGGACGUAAUGAUGGAAGAAAAAUGGGUGUGGACUUCCUAAUCGUCAAGGACUUGACUGCAUACAAUGUCAUCUUGGGACGUCCCACUCUGAACAAGAUCAAAGCAGUGGUCGUCACUCAUCUCAUGCUCCUAAAGUAUGUAUGUGACGACGGAGCAAUAGGAAAUAUACAUGGAGAUCAACAGCAAGCACGCGACUGCUACCUCACCACUCUUAACCCGUCAGCAUGGAGGAAGGAUCCGACCGGGACCAAAGGCAAGAGAAAGUAUGAAGAAGAGCCAACAACAGCUAACGAGAUUAUUCUAGUUAAACUAGAAAAAAGUGGCUAA